ACACAGCGGGUUCGCCACCAUGAAGGAGACCCCCGGACAGGACGGCAUGGCCUCUGGCUGCCCCUUCAUCGGCUCCAAGUACCACCCCAUGAACAGGAGGUUCAUGAAGCUGAAGAACUAUGAAAACGGCCAAGAGUACGUCGACACUUUGUGCAACUCUGCACUGCAGGACACCCCAUGUCAGCCGAAACACUGCGGCGGCAGCGUCAUGUUCCCGCGCUCGCCCGAGCACCAGGACCGUCCGCGAGGCACGCCACGCUCCCGCGACGUCCUGCUCACGGAGGCCAAGGAGUUCAUCGACGGCUAUUACCGCUCCAUGAACAGGCCGCCGAGCGAGCAGCACCAGGCGCGCUGGGAGCAGAUCCAGGCUGAGGUCGCCCGCACUGGCACCUACCAACUGACCACGCAGGAGCUCACCUACGGCGCCAAGAUGGCAUGGCGCAACGCCUACCGCUGCAUCGGCAGGAUCCAAUGGAACAAGCUGACGCUGUUUGAUGCUCGUUACGUCACCACCGCGGGUCAGAUGUUCGACGCCAUCUGCAACCACAUCAAGUACACCACCAACAAGGGCAACCUCAGGUCGGCCAUCACCGUGUUCCCGCAGCGGACCGACGGCGAGCACGACUACCGCGUCUGGAACCAGCAGCUCGUCUCCUACGCCGGCUACCGCAACGAGGACGGAACCAUCACUGGUGACCCGGCCAACGUCGAGUUCACUGAGGUUUGCAAGAAGCUGGGCUGGAAGAGCAAGGGCACCCGCUUCGACAUCCUGCCGAUGGUGCUGUCGGCCAACGCCCAGGACCCGGAGUACUUUGACAUUCCACCAGAGCUGAUCAUGCGGGUGGAGAUCUCGCAUCCCAAGUACCCGUGGUUCAAGGAGCUGGGUCUGCAGUGGUACGUGCUACCGGCCGUCUCCGGCAUGAUGUUCGACUGCGGAGGCAUCGAGUUCACCGCCUGUCCCUUCAGCGGCUGGUACAUGAGCACCGAGGUGGCGGCGCGCGACCUCUGCGAUCCGCAGCGCUACAACAUGCUCGAGACAAUCGCCAAGCACAUGGGCCUGGACACGUCCAACUACCGGAACCUGUGGAAGGACCAGGCGCUGGUGGAGAUCAACUUGGCCGUGCUGCACAGCUUCCAGGAGGCCAACGUGACGAUCGUGGACCACCACACUGCGGCCGAUUCGUUCAUGAAGUUCAUGGAAAACGAGCAGCGCUUGCGCGGCGGCUGCCCGGCCGACUGGGUCUGGAUCGUGCCGCCCAUGUCCGGCUCGGCCACGCCCGUCUUCCACCAGGAAAUGUCGCGCUACAUCGUCAAGCCCACGUACUCGUACCAGAUUGCUGCCUGGAAAACCCAUGCUUGGAAGAAACGGGACGCUAAUGGAGGCGUGCGGAAACAGCAGAGGAAAUUCCACUUCAAGGAGAUUGCGGGGGCGGUGCAGUUCGCCUCACAGCUGUUCGGCGAGGCGCUGUCGCGUCGCAUCAAGGCCACCAUCCUGUACGCCACCGAGACGGGCAAGUCCGAGACGUACGCCAACAUGCUCGGCCAGGUGUUCUCCCACGCCUUUAACGCCCAGGUGAUCUGCAUGGAUGACUAUGACAUUGUGGAUCUGGAGCACGAGGGCCUGCUCAUCGUGGUGACCUCCACCUUCGGAAACGGUGACCCGCCCGAGAACGGAGAGGGCUUCUACAAGGCACUGCAAAACAUGGCGGAGCAGUACCAUUUAAUGAUGUCAUCAACCAACACCCUGGACAGCAUUCCCGACAUCAAGAAGUCCUUCAAUGUCGCGAAAAGGAUCGUGCCCGUCGGCCAGUUCACGCGCUCCCAGUCGGCGCCGAAGAACAUCAACUCACCGGCCCCGCGCUCGCACGCGGCGCAGAACAUGAGUGUGCCCAACACGCCCGAGCAGGGCGGCGACGGCACGGACUGGUGUCACUGGCCGUCCGUCUGCAGCGAGGCCCCUGCCGGCAGUCUGGCCAACGUCAGGUUCGCCGUGUUCGGCCUCGGCUCAAGCGCCUACCCCAACUACUGCCAGUUCGGGAAGAACGUGGACAGCCUGCUGGGUCUGCUCUCGGGCGAGCGUAUCGUGCCGGUGGCCUGCGGCGACGAGCUGAACGGGCAGGAGCAGAGCUUCAAGGAGUGGGCCGCCGACGUGUUCAAGGCCUCGUGCGACGCAUUCUGCCUGGACAGCGACUCGGUGAUGGCUCGCGCCACCGAGCGGCUCAACUCGGACAAAGCGGCCAGUCCUGACGCUGUGCGCCUGGUCGAGUCCCGGCUGGCCGACGACCUGAUCCCAGGGCUGACCCGCUGCCACGGCCGGGCCGUCAUCUCCUGCACGGCCAAACACGUGCUGGCGCUGCACGAGAAAGACACUGGCCGCAGCACCAUCAACGUGGCGCUGACAUCUGGUGGGAAUCCGACCAAGCUUAAGUUCGUGCCUGGUGACCACCUGGCGGUGCACCCGAAAAACCGCGCCGAGAUCGUGGAUGCCAUCAUGAAGCGUCUUGUCCGAUGCCCCGAGGGUCCCGUGGAGCUCCAGAUCAUACGAAAGGUCACCACCCCUCUCGGCGUGGACAAGCGGUGGGAGUCGCACCAGCGUUUGCCGCGCACCACCGUGGAGAACAUGCUGACCUGGUACAUGGACAUCACCACGCCGGCGACGCCCAACAUGCUGCGUAUGCUGGCGCUCAUGGCCACCGACACCAAAGAGCGCGCCCAGCUCAAGCUGCUGGCCACGGACGCGGCCGCCUACGAGACAUGGAAGCACGCCAACUGGCCGAACCUGGCCGAGACGCUGGCCGAGUUUCCGUCCAUCGCGGCCGAUGCGCCCUUCAUUCUCUGCAACCUGCCGCUGAUGCAGGCCAGGGCGUACAGCAUCUCAUCGUCGCCGGACCACCGGAAGGACGAGGUUCAGCUGACUGUGGCGGUGGUCCAGUACAGGACUCGAGGUGGGACCGGACCCCUGCACUACGGCGUCUGCUCCAACUACCUGAACGACAUCAAGCAGGGCGACAAAAUCGUCUGCUACUUCAGAAACGCGCCCUCGUUCCACCUGCCUGAGACCAAGUCAGACUCCAUCGUGAUGAUUGGGCCGGGCACCGGCGUGGCGCCGUUCCGCUCCUUCUGGGAGCACCGGCUGUUCGAGAAACAGCGCGCUGCAGCCGGUACCAAAUUCGGCACCAUGACACUGUUCUUCGGGUGCCGGAGCCAGAAGAUGGACCUGUACAGUGCCGAGAAGGCGGCGAUGAUGAAGGAGGGGGUGAUGACCAAGUGUCACAUGGCGCUGUCUCGGGAGCCUGGGGUGCCCAAGACGUACGUGCAGGACCAGCUGAUGGAACAGUCAGACGACAUCCUCGAGUGCCUGACCUCAGGUCACGGUCACGUCUACGUCUGUGGUGACUGUACCAUGGCCGAGGACGUGUUCCUGACGCUGCAGAAGAUCUUAGUGCGCAGGGCUGGCCUCAACGCCGAGGAGGCGCGCCAGCACAUGGAGAAGAUGCAGGAGCUGGGCCGCUUCCACGAGGACAUCUUCGGCAUCACGCUGCGCACGGCCGAGGUGACGGACAAGACGCGCGCCCUGCUCGUCAAGAAGGCCUCCAUGGACAAGGACUCGGGGGCCGACCGGCUGCCCAAGUGGCGCCGCGACUCUGUCGGCGUGUUGUAGAGAGAUGGCCGGCCAGAGCCCGGCGCUUGCACAGUGCCGAGCGUGGGGUCGACCUCACGCUCCGGCGGUGGCGGUCAGGCGCGCGUUUCAGUGACCUUGGUGCGGUCACCGAGCGGCUCGAGUGGCCGAGCCGAUAGAGCCGGUUGUGCCGGCCUGUGUAGCGCCUGGCCUUGGCUCCUCAGUGGCCACCAAGGGCAUGCUCUCUCACGGUCAUCGUGAGUGUCGCGUCUCCAAGGGCAUGCUCUCUCACGGUCAUCGUGAGUGUCGCGUCUCCAAGGGCAUGCUCUCUCACGGUCAUCGUGAGUGUCGCGUCUCCAACGCGCUGGUCAGACCAUUCAGUGUUGACGGAGAUGGCUCCGCUUCUGUAUGAGUUUGUUUGAGACGUGCUGGUUUUAUUCAACGAAUAGGAGUAUCAUAGAGCCUUACGAAUUCCGGCUAGCAUGGCCAGUAAUGAGGAGAAGCCCACGGAAAAGCUGGAUAAAAGCGAGAAAGGCACUUGAGCAGCUAGUCUUCCGGCAUUUUAAAUUCCUCAGCUGAAAAUAACCGACCUUCGAUGCACCAGAAGGCAUUAAUGAAACAAGCAUACCGAGCGGUCCUGAUGUGCUGAGAAUGUUAGACGUCUUGAUCCAGAAAUCAUGAUCUAAGAGUGCACUGCCUUAUAAUGUCGGGUGAUCUUAGGACAUCGCCUGAUGAUUACACCUCCAGUCAAUAGGCUCCAAUCAUUAGGCCCGCCUUCUCGCACCUCUGGCAUAUGGAAGUUCGGUGAUUUUUAUCUUAAGGAAUCACACUGCGCAGGCGCUGCCGAGAGAAGUUGCAUAAUGACACCAUCGAGUUGCCUGCGUAAGAGGCUUAUGACUUUGCAGCGUGUCUGGGAUUUAUUUUACAGCGCGUGUCGCUCUUACUGGCCAGCAACAAUUGCGACAUGUUUACUCCAUCACGAUGCUUAUCUGCCUCAUGUGUCUGAUCGGUAAUCUGACAUGAGUGGCCACCAAAUGUCAAAAUGUAUCCUAGUUUGAUAGCAAUCUUGGCUAAUCGGGUUUAGCGUCGGGUUAUGGGCCUCACCUAACAAUGGUUGCUUCAAGCGAACCAGUUGCAAUUAGUUUGUCAUGUCCGUUGCAUUGCUUUAAAUAGUUUAACCAAGUGUUUGCGGAAUGUCAACUGAUAUGCGUAGACUAACCUUAACCUCAUAUGGCCAUGUGCACGUGUCCCUGUACGAUGUUGUGCAUCUAACCAGAAGGGUGCCGUAGAUGACCAUACAGAUGAGCUGAGGCGGCUUUCUAGAGCUUGGCUUGUGCUUCUUGUCAGUUAAGCUUCCACGUCACGGGAUCUGUCUGGACCGCCAUAUCGCCAUCCUCAUAUGACACUGUCACUGGGACCAGUAUGGCCAGCAUUUGUUUGCAGUAUAUCAAAUCUCCAACAGCGGCAAGAGUCAAAAUGACGCGGGAUAAGCGGAGGCGUGUAAAUGUGCACAUGGACCUACAUUUUAAGCAAGCGUUACAAAUGUGAUUUGCGUUCUCUCUUGUGGACUGCUAACAACUUCGUUGAUUUUCUAAAUACAUAAGCAGGUGUGA
This is a messenger RNA of Pollicipes pollicipes, 5232 nucleotides long. RefSeq names its product Nitric oxide synthase. NCBI's taxonomy places the organism in Eukaryota, Metazoa, Arthropoda, Thecostraca, Pollicipedomorpha, Pollicipedidae. Gene Ontology annotation, biological process: nitric oxide biosynthetic process. The record is from RefSeq and is a predicted model, not a curated record. The coding region runs from base 20 to 3661 and encodes 1213 amino acids. The transcript is spliced from 25 exons. Gene Ontology annotation, molecular function: heme binding; FMN binding; NADP binding.